UAUGUAACAUUUUUGUCGAAUCUUACUAGACGAGUGAAAACGGCACUAUUUAGGGGAAAGGUCGCGUUGAAAUCAGGCUUUUGUAUCCAACACUGACCGAUUGAUUCAGUGCACCACCAGAAGAUACCUGUCCAAGAGCCUGACCCUGACAGUGGUGAUUUGUUGAUACUGCAUCAUGGCACUUCUCAGAGGUGUAUUUGUUGUGGCUGCCAAGCGCACCCCAUUUGGUACCUAUGGUGGCGUGCUGAAGGACCACAGUGCAACAGACUUGGCUGAGCAUGCAGCCAAGGCUGCCCUCGCUGCAGGGGGUGUGGCACCAGAACUUAUAAACAGUGUCAUCAUGGGGAAUGUCAUGCAGAGCUCAGCUGAUGCACCCUACAUUGCUCGUCAUGUGGGUCUGAGGUGUGGUGUUCCUAUCCCAGUGCCUGCUCUCACUGUGAACCGACUAUGUGGAUCUGGUUUCCAGUCCAUCAUCAAUGGCGCUCAAGAGAUUUGCCUGAAGGAGUCCGAGGUGGUCCUCUGUGGAGGCUCUGAGAGUAUGAGCCAGGCCCCCUACGCUGUUCGCAACAUACGAUUUGGUACAAAGUUUGGAGCUGAUCUCAAGCUAGAGGACACCCUGUGGGCUGGUCUGACUGACCUGCACAUCAAAAUCCCAAUGGGCAUCACAGCAGAGAACCUGGCAGACAAAUAUCAGAUCACACGAGAGGAAGUUGACAACUACGCAUAUCAGACGCAACAAAAGUGGAAGGCAGCUCAUGAGGCUGGUUGCUUCACGGCAGAAAUUGCUCCAAUUGAUGUGAAAGCUAGGAAAGGCAAAGUGUCCAUGGCUCAGGAUGAACACCCUCGUCCACAGACCACACUGGAACAGAUGGCCAAACUGCCUCCUGUCUUCAAGAAGGGAGGGACCGUCACUGCUGCCAACGCCUCGGGUGUAUCUGAUGGGGCUGCUGCUGUGGUGAUUGCAAGUGAAGAUGCGCUGAAUGAACACAAGCUGACUCCCCUGGCCAGAAUUGUGGCCUAUCAUGUGUCAGGCUGUGACCCGAGCAUUAUGGGAAUUGGUCCCGUUCCAGCAAUCACAGAAGCUCUUAAAAAAGCCGGUCUGACUCUCAACGACAUGGAUCUCGUGGAGGUGAAUGAGGCUUUUGCCCCGCAGUACCUGGCUGUUGCAAAGGCUCUCGGACUGGAUCCUUCAAAAAGCAACGUUAACGGUGGAGCUAUUGCCAUCGGACAUCCUCUCGGUGCUUCUGGAUCACGUAUCACUGCCCACCUGGUUCAUGAGCUCAGGCGACGAGGAGGCAAGUACGCUGUUGGCUCUGCCUGCAUCGGUGGUGGUCAGGGCAUUGCCAUCAUCCUCGAAAAGUGCUAACUGAAGAAUUUGCCAAUAUCAGAGGAAUUAAUGUAGAAGAAUGUCUUGCACCAUUGUCCACUUGUAUAAAAAAAAAACACAGGUGACAUACGCUAAAAGAUUGUUUUUUAAAAAACCUUUCACAUAAAUGGCAGAUUUUCUCUUAACAUGAGGUUCUACUGCUCGGCACACAAUGAAAACAAAACAUUUUUUGCUGCUUGUUACUUUCACUUUUUGUUUAUACAAAAUGUACAAAACGUUUCCAGUGUUGCAUUGGAAACAUGUGAAAAUAAAGAGCUAAUUUGUAACUGUGUUUGUUGCACCAAAGUGCAAGAGAAUGUUUGUGUUUGUGCCUGAGACACAGAACUACUGCCUUGGUUACGUUAACAUGUGUAGCAUAUUAUUUACUCAUAAAAUACAGGUUGUGUUUGGUUACAGUAGAGUUUAAAAGGACUCUGAACUCUGAUGUUUGCCUUAAAUCUUUCUCUAUCACUCCAUUAUGAGGGGUCAGUAUUUACAGAAAAUAUGUCGCCUGUAAUGGCUCCUGAAAAAAGUUGAUUUUGUAUUUCAGUGUCAAAGAAUCUCAAUAAAAAAAUAAAAAUAAAAUAAA
Messenger RNA from Centropristis striata (black sea bass), 1955 nucleotides. It is a transcript of the gene acaa2, whose product is annotated as acetyl-CoA acyltransferase 2. Gene Ontology annotation, biological process: fatty acid beta-oxidation. The transcript has 10 exons. The record is from RefSeq and is a predicted model, not a curated record. NCBI's taxonomy places the organism in Eukaryota, Metazoa, Chordata, Actinopteri, Perciformes, Serranidae. The coding region runs from base 176 to 1366 and encodes 396 amino acids. Gene Ontology annotation, molecular function: acetyl-CoA C-acetyltransferase activity.